Molecule: messenger RNA, 7260 nt
Organism: Magnusiomyces paraingens
Lineage: Eukaryota; Fungi; Ascomycota; Dipodascomycetes; Dipodascales; Dipodascaceae
Exons: 2
Coding region: 1-7260 (2419 amino acids)
Source: RefSeq, a predicted model, not a curated record
AUGUCUACAAAAAUUCACCAUUUACAGCCAAACUUUACCUUUCCUGAGAAACCUUCAUCACAAACACAAACACAACCUUCGUCACAGCCACAACUAAAACCAACUACUGUUGAUCCUUUGGCUUCUUCUUCUUCUUCUUCUUCUUCUUCUUCUGCUGCUGCUUUAUGCACAUCAUCUAUUUCUUCAUCUUCAUCUUCAUCAUCAUUAACUUCUCCUUCUUCUUCAAAUACUUCUCUUCUUUCACCAGCUGGUCUGGACCCUCCACCCCCUUGUAUCACGUCCUUACCUACUACAAACGACAACAAUAUUUCUGCGUUACACUCCUCACAAGACACAAUUACCACAAACACUCCUACAGCCGCUAGUAACAUUAAUAAUAAUAAUAACAACAAUAAUAACAAUAAUCACAACAAUGACAUUCAAUUCACUCACCUCACAGCAGAUCAAAAUAGCUUUUUAUCUAGCUUUUCUGCACUGACUGUCGACACCUCUGCUUCAUCUAUAGCAACUUCCUCUUCAUCCACCACUAUUUUGCACCCCCAGCCAUCUGUAAGUCAUGGCCUCGGUCUGCACCAAACAUUCCUGCAGCAGCCACAAGUAUCAUAUGACAACACUAGCGUUACUACAGAAAACCAGCCGUUUCUCUCUCAUCAUCAACAACAACAACAGCCUCUCAUCCCCGCAUCUUCCCCUGUGGAUUUAUCUAUGACUUAUUCUGAUAAUUAUUCUGUCAACACUGCUGCAGCUACUGCUGCAGCAGCUUUUCGUCACGUUUCUUCCCCAAAUAUUGCCCCUACUAGACAACCUGCCUAUCCAACACUUAUUUCCUCUCCUCCUCUUCCACCACCGUUGGCCUCACAGUCUCAUUCACGCUCACAGUCUCAUUCCCGAUCGGUUUCACAAACUAGGCUGCUCCCCAGAUCUUUGAGACAUUCCGUUUCUCGCAUACCUCUUAAUCGGACAUUUAGUAACAAUGGCCAGCCUUUUAGAACUUCAUCUCCUUUGGAACCAUUUAAAGUUCCCUCUCUCGAUUCUCUCAUACAAUUAGACAUUCAACUAACCGUUGCAAGGAAAACUUCUCACGAUACAGCGUCUCGCCUGGCAAUGCUAGUCUUACGCUACAAUAUUUAUAACCGUCUUCAAGCUUCUUUUCAAACCUUUUACUCAAACAUGGCCCGAAAAGCAUCUCUUGAGCCAAACAAGUUUGCUACUCCUUAUGUUCAGUGUGUCGAUGUGGCAACCUCUCUUUUACAAGAUGAUGGCGCAUAUGAAAAGCAAGUUGGAUUUAUGUCAUUUCUCAAAACUUCCAACAGAGGUCUCUUAAACUCUUUUAUCACACUCAUUAAAACUUCACCUAGUUUCUUUUGUGCUUGUAUAUCUGUAAUGAACGAACUUGCAAUCAAUGCUUUGUUCGAAACCCCUGCUGAUUCAACUUCCCCGAUGGACGACUUGGCUGCGCUUCACAGAUCAAAUUCACUCGACAUCAUCUUUUUUUCAUUUUUUUCCCCACUCUCAACAUCAAAACAACGAAAUGAUUACUUUUCAUUUAUUCUUGCUUUCGUUUUUGACAUUGAUAAAAAUUCAAAGUAUCAUAAGCUCAUCAUUGCAAUUCUUGACCGCAUUAUUUUUUCUGAAAAGUACGACUUUUCCGGUGUUGAGGAACUCGUCCUUGGAAUGCUUCAAGACGGCCAGUUUUUACUCUCAACCAAAAUUCAAAAGCCUGGCCUUUCACAACCAUUCACUCACAUACCUUCAUCCAACCAUUCCUCACCACCACAACCACAGCCUGCAUCUCUUUCCAAGUCCUCUUUUAUGAAUACAACUCCAGUUACUUCAUCAUUCCCUUGUAAUAUUUCUCCCGUUGCUAGCUCAACGUCUACCAGCUACGUUUUUGCAACUCCAAUCCCUACUGUAACUUCAUCUUCAUCCACACCAAUGCUUUCGUUCUUUCCCUCCACUACGUCUGCACCAACUUCUACAUAUUCUUCUCCUGAGCUUCCUGCUAUUCCUUCUUCAGCAAUGGCUACCCCAACUUUUUCAACCCGUCCAUCUCCUGCUGCAUCUUCUCUCCAGCGCCUUAGCGCUUCAUACCCCAAAAAUUCAAAGCGAAGUCAAUCACAGCCUCCUACUAACGCCUUUGCAUCAUCUAUUGGACCAGAGCUUGAAAAUUUAAGCAAAAAAUUUAUCACCACUUAUGUAACUAAAUUGCUCAACCAUUUAAAUAAUACCCCAAAUGAGAAGAUGCCUAAAGAGUUUAAGGCUUUUGUUUCUUUAACUUUGUCAAAAGUCUCUGAUCAUUCACGAGAUAAAGCUCUUAAGUUUAUUUUUCACAGGUACUUUAUUUCAAAGUACCUCCAUGAUAUAGUGAUCCAUCCGGAGUCGUUUGGCCUAUUGCAUGACUUUUAUAUUUCUCAGAAACAACGCCAGAAAAUCUUGACUACUGUUUUCCACCAUCUUCAGCUCUAUAUUGAGGUUGUUCUUUUAGACCCUCUUUCUGAUGCUUUGCAUAUUCCUUAUGAAAUCCAAACCCAAAUUCUUAUUCUUUACGACCAAUUUAAGGCAUUGGCAGCAUCUGCAUCUACAUCAGCAUCUACAUCAGCAUCAGCAUCAGCAUCAGCCCCAGCACCAGCACCAGCAUCGGUUCCCACUAAUACUGGUACAGGCCCCAUUCCAUUUAACAAGCCUGCUGAGGAGUCUUUUUCUGAGCCCUCUAUUUCUCACUCACCACUUUCUAAUGCUUCGGCAAAUUUUGACUUAGAUGAAAGCUUUAUAAAUUACCCAUUUGAAGGUGGAUCGUUUACUGGCCAGCUUAUUAUUCUUUCACCAGCUGACAUUUACACUCUUUACACUUCACUGUUUGCUUCCUUCUUUUUGAAGCGUAAACCAUCCAUGCACACAGUCAAUAUAGACCGACAUAGAAAUUCACUGGGAAACAUUUUGUCGACAUCUGCGUCUAGUAGUCUUGUUGGGACAUCACCAUUUGAUAGUGCCCCUUCAUUUUAUCUUCAUCCAAAUGCUGGAGGAAGUGCAGCUACACUUCCUGCUAUUCAUGUUAACUCUGGUCUUACCUGCUUAGAAGAAAGUCAUUAUCCAAAUGAAGAUGACCAUGAUCAUGACCAUGAUCAUGAUUCAUCUUCAUCUUCUUUUGAACUUGAUGAUAGUGCAUUUGAAUGGAAUCUUAAUGAUAUUAAGAGUGACAUAGAACCCGCUGCACAAGAACUUUUGGCGAAGUUCCCUUACCUACAUUCUCGCUCUUCGAGUAUGCCUGGUACGUCUUUUUCCAAUACCCCCAAUCGUUUACCACACCCAUUUUUGGAGAACUGGCAAAUUUUCCGUGUUUGUGACGACAAUACUGUGACCAAUGUUGAUGAGAGUACAAUUGCAGGUAGGCCCUUUAACUCUUUUCAUGAUGACCACUUUACCAAGAUCUUGGAUGAAACUUCUCAUGAUGAUUAUGAAGAUUUGAAUUUGUUCAAUUUUUUUGAUGCUGAAAAGUCUCCCAUCCCUCCCGCAAACCGCAUGUGUUUGGAACUUGUUGUCAAAGCUUUGUACAAUAUCAUUUCCGAAAACUCGUCAGUUCUUUUUAACCCCAAGAAACAUGAAUCUUAUAAAAAGAAGAGUGAUUCUGAUGACGAUACAAACGUUGAAGAUUGUGACAAUGCAAAUAUGAGCUUUUCAACUUCUUUCUUUAAUGCUGGCAAUUCAUCCUUUUCUUUCCAGUCUCCUUCUCUGCCUAUGCCUUGGGAGCCUAGUAAUAAUACCCAAUCUUACUGGCACGGCGAUUUCAACAAACUUUCUGUAACUCCAAAUAAUAGUUGGUCUCAUUUAAGUCCACAGUCUUCUAGAUACCUUGUUCAGUUUUUGGUUGAUUCAGAAAAUAAAGCCACUGCUUUGAGAAACUAUGUUCAAGCCUGUGAAUACUUUAAUGCUUCUAAGGCUUUGAUCCAAAUCUAUAAUGCUGUUGGACCCUCGUUGGGCUCGUCUUCUAGCACUUUAAACAUCGCCAUUCAGGAGGUUAAUUACUACAUUUUGCGUAUCAUUAAAAAGUCAAAGGAAAAAGCUCUUGACCUUGUUUCGGCAGACAUUGAUUGUUAUGAUUAUAUUGGUGGGCCAUACCACGUUUUUUUGCAACAAAGUUUGAGUGUCUGCGACUUUUUCAUGCAUAACUUGAAUGAUCUUCGCAUUAAGGCUUGGUAUUCGACUGAAAUUAGAACUACGUCCUUGUGGGCGCACUCCAAAGAUGUCUCUACUGUUUUGCGCAAGGGGUCAACUGGCGAGUGCUAUGAUACUGAAGAAGAAUUUGAAGAGCGGGAGAUUUCAGAUCCUCCACCACCAUUCACUUCUAUUCUUUCUUCUUCGCUUCGCGCAAAUACUCUUAAGCGCAAUAGUUCUACAACUUCAUUGUCUUCAGCUGCUGCAUACACAUUUAAGCGGCUUACUGGCUCUUCUUCUUCUUCUUCUUCUUCUUCAUCAUCAUCAUCAUCUAAGCGUGAUUAUUCCAACAAGCGUCAUUCGAUUGGCAAUGCCACUCCCCCAUCAUCUUCAUUUUCUACUGGCCUUUUUGAUUCUAUCUUCAUUUCUAAAGAAAACUUUGGAAUUCCUAAGAAGCUUAACGACAAGGAAUCUGAAGCUACUGAAAAAUGGCUUGAAGAUAAACAGAUACAAAAUUUCUGUUCUGGUGAAGAGAUUUUGCAUCGCUUUUCUUUUGAAAUUGACGACCUUGUGAAACGCAUCAUUGGCGAUGCAUUGACUGAGCAUCCUAGCAAGGCAAAUUCAUAUCUUACAACUUCGAUACUUUUCCGAGCUGAUCUGUGGAACUCAAUUGUGAAGUUUGAAGGACUGGAUGUCCAUACUCUUCCACCGGCGCCACCGUCGAUUAAAAAGAACUCAGGAGGAGGUGCUGGCGCUUCCCUCUCUGGUGCAGGUUCAUUUUUGGGGUUUGGAGCAGGUGUGUUUUUUGGUCAUUCUUCUAAUAACUCUUCUUCUAAAAACGAUGUUGAAAAAGAUCUACGUCGUCGUGGCUCAAUCGACUCUUUUCCUGAUAUGUACCGUCAAUCUCACCACUCACGCAACAAAACUUUUAGUAGUACACAAGGUGAGAUGAAACGUUCGUAUAGUUUGCGGGGUCAUCGCACUCUAAAGUCCUCUCCUAAUCUGCUUGAGGUUUUCCCACCUUCUUUGCAAUCUAAGUCAUCCAAUGAAUGGAACCAAGAAGAGCCCAACUUUGAUUUCAGCAUCAAUAGACCACAUUCAUCUGCUGCAGCAGCCCGCAUCACUCCAGUUCCACCAGAAAAAAAACUUGGUCACCGGCGAAACAAGAGUUUGAAUGAAGAGGUUUAUAUGCAUGCUACUGCCUCUGGUAGCAGUCAUAGUCUUAAUACUGGGAGAGCAAAGGAAACUAGCAGCUUUUAUAUGCAUCCGUCAAUGUCUACACCUCACUCUCUUAACAUGAUGUUAAAUCAACCUGUAUCCCAUCAUUCGCAACAACCAUCCACUUCUUCAACUGUUUUACCUCAUCACAUGAGAUCGGGAUCCUCAUCAUCAAUUUCCAUUCAUUCUUCGUCACCAUUUUUGGAGGACUCUAUUCCGGCCCCACCUCCACGCAUUCAACAAGCAACCAGCGUGGAGAACUCAAAAAUGCGCGAGGCGUAUAGACAGCUUGUUUUAAAUAUUCGCAUGCGUCUCACUAGUCUCAUUUAUACGGAUUUAGGACUUGAAUCUUGGUCUACUGGAUCUGAAACAGACAUUUGGAUUGCCUCUUCAGUUGUUUCCAAGGCAAUUGAGUUAAAUAAUCCUCCCCACGGCAAUGAUCAAAUAUACGAUGUCAAUACUACAAUUACCAACAUUAACAAAAUUGUUACAGAUGUCUCAUCUCCUCAGUACUCUUCUGGUGCCCCUGAGCUUAAAGAGAUCGACUUACAGACUUUUUUUUCCAGCAACUUUGAUUCAAGCAAUUCCGCACAAUUUCCUUAUGAGGAAGUUUAUGGUAAUUUAUUGUAUCGAGCAUCAGUCAGCCCUUCACCUAUGGCCAAACUUAAGGCAUUCUACGAGCUUGAAAAGCUUGUUGUUCUUUCUUUGCAGAUGCAAGCAUUUAACAAUGUCCAUAUACUUAGUGCCUCUAAUACCGUGCCUGCGACUAGCAAUACAAGUUUUGCUGGCAAUGCAAAUAAUUUGUCAUCAAUUAUUGCUUAUCCUCGUGUAAAUUCUGCAGGACCUCCUUCUGUUAUAGGGUCUGAAAUCAACACGCCAUUAUUGUCGGCCACGCGGUUACAGCACAGUACAACGACUGCAGAAGCACCUUCCAUUGGACUUGCAGAGUCUACGUAUUGUGGAGGUGUUGCUGACAGUCGCCGAAAUAGUAUUUCUGGGAUGACAAAUCCAGAUUCUGUGGUGUCGUCAACGCCAUUUGCUAGCAAUACUUAUGCCCAACCAGUCUUGCACUCCCUAGAUGGCCAUUCCCAAGCUAUAUUGACUGGAACUUCUUCUUCAGCAGCAGCAGAGGCUGCAAUCGCAAUGAUACCUAAUACUGAUGAAAUUGCGGAAGAACUGCGUCGCAUCUUCAAGUCUCACAGCAAUUAUACUCGAACUUUGUUUAGAGAUUUGCAAUUCAUUGCUUCAUUUGUUCCAAGCAACAUUUUGGAUUUGACGGAUAUGGGUAAGGCUUUUUGGGAUGUAAGCCUGGCUGCACUGUCAUUAAAGGAAGAGUAUUUGGAUGUUGUUAUGUCUACUGCCUCGGAUAUUUUUAAGUACUGCACAGAGCCUAAUGCUUUUGCACCCAGUACUCUGAUGACUCCUGAUAAUAAUAACAACAUACCUGGAGUGGAUACCAAAUACAAGCAGUUUAUUUCACAGUUUGGUAUCAAAGAUUGUGUGAUGCUUUGGACUAUUGCUGCCAAGGAAGGUGACACUAACGGACAACGCGAGCUUGCCAUAAUGUACAUUUCUCAGCAACAAGUAGUUCCUCAAAAAGAUUUAGUGCUUGCACCAUUUGCGCGACCCAGUGAUGUGAUACCUACGAACCUUUUGCAUGAUUUAAAGAGAUCAUCGUCCUCCGGCAGUACGAGCAGUUGUGGUAGCAGUGGCAGCAAUAAUCACGGUGAUGUGUUUGAUUCGAAUGAGAACUACUCGGCUAAGCGCGUUGACCCCUUGCGCAUGGCUGUUGUUAAGCAUUGGAUGACCAAUGCUGCUGUUUUAGGGGACAGCAUUGCCAAUGAAUAUCUUUCGCGCCACCAGCAAGAUAGUGGGUAUUAUUCAAAGUAG